This is a messenger RNA of Staurois parvus, 201 nucleotides long. Lineage: Eukaryota; Metazoa; Chordata; Amphibia; Anura; Ranidae. The record is from the annotation of a GenBank genome assembly.
AUGGAUCAGGUAAUGCAAUUUGUUGAGCCCAGCCGUCAAUUUGUGAAAGAUUCUAUCAGACUUGUCAAGAGGUGUACUAAGCCAGACAGGAAAGAAUUCCAAAAGAUCGCAAUGGCAACGGCAAUAGGAUUUGCAAUUAUGGGAUUUAUUGGAUUCUUUGUAAAACUAAUUCACAUCCCCAUCAAUAAUAUUAUUGUGUAA